CGCAGUGUUCAGCGGCUGCAGCGCGGACAGCAGAGACAGCGCGGGGCGCGCCGGAGCCUGGACAGCUUCUGGACGCGCCGGGUCGCGGCGCCAACGCCGAGAUGUGCGACUGCUUCCACGCCGUGCUGCCCUGGCCCGGGGCCCCCGGCAGCGUGUCUGGCCAACAGCUGGAGCCCCAGGAGCCAGAAACGGAAGAGGAGCACUCGGUGACUGCGGGGCCUGUGGAUGAGGUCAUCCGGCCCCGGCCACAGGGGUCCUCACCUGUCUACGAAUGCAGGACUGAGGGCACCAGCUUCGGGCUCCAAGAAGACGCCCCGGGCAGGCGAGGCGCCUCCGGGAGACGGAGGUCCUGGUGGAAGCGGGACUCCGGGGACUCGCAGACGCUCUCCAGGAUGAGCCGUCCCGAGGAGGCGACAGAGGUGACCCUGGAGACGGAGGUGGAGGCAGGAGCCAGUGGCUACAGCGUCACUGGCGGCGGGCACCAGGGCAUCUUCGUCAAGCAAGUGCUCAGAGACUCCUCGGCUGCCAAGCUCUUCAACUUACAAGCAGGGGAUCAGCUGCUCAGCGCCACCGUAUUCUUUGACGAAAUCAAGUAUGAAGAUGCUCUCAAAAUCCUGCAGUACUCAGAGCCCUACCGCGUUCAGUUCAAGCUCCGGCGGAGACUGCCUGCUGCAGACGCCGGGGGGCGGGGCUCCAGCGGCAGUCAGCGCCUCCCCGCGGGCGAGGAGAAGCAGGAUAAAGACAUUGCUGAUGGGUGUCCAGAGACCCCGACAAAGACUCUGGAGGGGGACGGAGACCAGGAGCGGCUCAUCUCCCAGGCCCGGGAGGGCAGGGGCAGGCGGCCCCAGAAAGAGAGGCGUUCCUGGCCCAAGUUCCAGGCGCUGAAGAGCACGCGGGGAACGGGGCCCCGGAGGUCCCACAGCUCCUCAGAGGCCUCCGAGCGCAGGGACGCCCCUGACGUGUCCCCCGGCAUCACGGACACGGAGGCCCAGGCCCCAGCGGAGCACCUGCGGCAAAAGGGGCACCUCGAGACCAGGCACCUCAGCAUCCAGCUCCCUUCUGCCGACUUGGAUGUCCAGCAAGGCCAGGUGGACGUGACGCACCCAGAGAGACAGAGGCCUGAGGCAGAGCUGCGCGAACCACAGGCCUCUGCAGCUGGCCUGAGGGGGCGCCUGCCCCAGAUACAGAUGCCCGGCGUCAAGAUGCCCAGAGUGGAGCCCCAGGGCCCCCAGGCGGACAUUAAGGGACCCAAGAUGGAUGUGACAGGUGCAGAGGGGGACAUGGAGGUGUCACAGCCAAGCAAGGACGUGGACAUUCAGGCUUGUGGUGGCAAACUGGAGACAGACCUGGUCCUGGGAGACAAGGACCUGGCCAGCAAAGGUAGCAAGUUCAAGAUGCCCAAGUUCAAGAUGCCCUCCUUUGGGACGUCCACACCGAGGAAGACGGUGGAAGUCUCAGUGGACAAGACGAUGCCGGUGGUGGGGGCAGACGUGACCCUCCCCUCGUUCCAGGGGGACCUCGAGAGCGGGGAUCUCAGCACCCAGCUCCCAUCUGCAGAUCUGGACAUUCAGUCUGUCCAGGGGGACACGAGCCACCCAGAGGACCAGCUGUCUGGGGUGGAGGUGUCAGAAGCCCAGGUUGCUGGAACCAGACUCAAGGGACACCUGCCCAGGGUACAGACGCCCAGCAUCAAAAUGCCCAAAGUGGGCCUCAGAGGCCCCCAGGUGGACAUCAAGGGUCCCGACAUGGACGUGAAAAGCACCAAGGGGACAGUGAGCACCACUGCCGUGGAGGUGUCACUGCCCAGCAUAGACGCAGACGCCCAGGCUCCUGGUGCCAAGGUGGGGCCUGGCUUGGCCAUGGGAGACAAGGAGGUGACCGUGAAAGACUCGAAGUUCAGGAUGCCCAAGUUCAAGAUGCCCUCCUUUGGGGCCUCCACACCGAGGAAGACUGUGCAGGCCUCGGUAGAUGUGCCCACAUCCACAGUGGAGGCAGCCGUGACCCUCGUCUCUUUCCAGGGAGACCUGAAGACCACUGGCCUCAGCAUCCAGCUUCCCCCUGAGCCGGGAGUCCAGCCAGCCCAGGGGGACGUGAGGCUCCCAGAGGCUCAGCUGCCGGACAUGGAGGUGAGUGUACCACAGGCCUCUGCUGCUGGCCCGAGGGGACACCUGCCCAAGGUGCCCAUGCCCAGCAUCAGGAUGCCCAAGGUGGGGCUCCAGGGCCCCCAGGUGGACAUCGGGGCUCUCAAAGUGGACGUCAAGGGAUCCAUGGGAGAAGUGAGCACCCCAGAUCUGGGAGUGUCGCUGCCGAGUGUGGACGUGGACAUGCAGGCUCCCGGUGCCCAGCUGGAGAUGGACCUCUCUUUGGGAGACAAGGACGUGGCCAUCAAAGACGGAAAAUUCAAGUUGCCCAAGCUCAAGAUGCCCUCCUUUGGGGCCUCCACACCCGGGAAGACUGUGCAGGCCGCGGUGGGUGUGGCUGCACCAAAGGUGGAGGGAGACGUGACCCUCGGCUCUUUGCACGGGGAACUGGAGACCACUGACCUCAGCAUUAGGGUCCCCUCUUCUGAGCUGGGAGUCCAGCCUGCCCAGGGGGACGUGAGGCUCCCAGAGGCUCAGCUGCCAGACAUGGAGGUGAGUGUACCACAGGCCUCUGCAGCUGACCCGAGGGGACACCUGCCCAAGGUGCCCAUGCCCAGCAUCAGGAUGCCCAAGGUGGGGCUCCAGGGCCCCCAGGUGGACAUCGGGGCUCCCAAAGUGGACGUCAAGGGAUCCAUGGGAGAAGUGAGCGCCCCAGAUCUGGGAGAGUCACUGCCGAGUGUGGACGUGGACAUGCAGGCUCCUGAUGUCAAGAUGGAGGCUGAUCUGGACGUUGGAGAGAAGGCCGUGACUGCCAAAGACAGCAAGUUCAAGCUGCCCAGGUUCAGAAUGCCCUCCUUUGGGACAUCCACCACCGGCAAGACCACAGAGGCCCCUCUGGACGUGACCACACCUAAGGUGGAGGCCGACCUGACGCUCCCCUCUUUCCAAGGGGAUGUCAAGACCGCUGACCUCAGCGUGCAGCUGCCUUCUGCUGAUGUGAAAGUGCAGCCUGUCCAGCUGGGCGGGAAAGUCCCAGAGGGCCAGCAGCCUGAGGCAGAGCUGCCCACGCCACAGGCCUCUGCUGCUGGCCCGAGGGGACAGCUGCCCAAGGUGCCCAUGCCCAGCAUCAGGAUGCCCAAGGUGGGGCUCCAGGGCCCCCAGGUGGACAUCGGGGCUCCCAAAGUGGACGUCAAGGGAUCCAUGGGAGAAGUGAGCGCCCCAGAUCUGGGAGAGUCGCUGCCGAGCGUGGACGUGGACAUGCAGGCUCCUGGUGCCCAGCUGGAGAUGGACCUCUCCUUGGGAGACAAGGACGUGACCAUCAAAGACGGAAAAUUCAAGUUGCCCAAGCUCAAGAUGCCCUCCUUUGGGGCCUCCACACCCGGGAAGACUGUGCAGGCCACGGUGGGUGUGGCUGCACCAAAGGUGGAGGGAGACGUGACCCUCGGCUCUUUGCACGGGGAACUGGAGACCACUGACCUCAGCAUUAGGGUCCCCUCUUCUGAGCUGGGAGUCCAGCCUGCCCAGGGGGACGUGAGGCUCCCAGAGGCUCAGCUGCCGGACAUGGAGGUGAGUGUACCACAGGCCUCUGCAGCUGACCCGAGGGGACACCUGCCCAAGGUGCCCAUGCCCAGCAUCAGGAUGCCCAAGGUGGGGCUCCAGGGCCCCCAGGUGGACAUCGGGGCUCCCAAAGUGGACGUCAAGGGAUCCAUGGGAGAAGUGAGCGCCCCAGAUCUGGGAGAGUCACUGCCGAGUGUGGACGUGGACAUGCAGGCUCCUGAUGUCAAGAUGGAGGCUGAUCUGGACGUUGGAGAGAAGGCCGUGACUGCCAAAGACAGCAAGUUCAAGCUGCCCAGGUUCAGAAUGCCCUCCUUUGGGGUGCCCGACCCUGGCAAGAUCAAAGAGGCCUCGGUGGACAUGACCACAGCAAAGGUCGAGACAGACGUGACCCUCGCCUCUUUCCAGGGAGACCUGAAGACCACUGGCCUCAGCAUCCAGCUUCCCCCUGAGCCGGGAGUCCAGCCAGCCCAGGGGGACGUGAGGCUCCCAGAGGCUCAGCUGCCGGACAUGGAGCUGAGUGUACCACAGGCCUCUGCUGCUGGCCCGAGGGGACACCUGCCCAAGGUGCCCAUGCCCAGCAUCAGGAUGCCCAAGGUGGGGCUCCAGGGCCCCCAGGUGGACAUUGGGGCUCCCAAAGUGGACGUCAAGGGAUCCAUGGGAGAAGUGAGCACCCCAGAUCUGGGAGAGUCACUGCCGAGUGUGGACGUGGACAUGCAGGCUCCCAGUGCCCAGCUGGAGGCUGAUCUGGACCUUGGAGAGAAGGCCGUGGCUGCCAAAGACAGCAAGUUCAGACUGCCCAGGUUCAGAAUGCCCUCCUUUGGGACAUCCACCACCGGCAAGACCACAGAGGCCCCUCUGGACGUGACCACACCUAAGGUGGAGGCCGACCUGACGCUCCCCUCUUUCCAAGGGGAUGUCAAGACCCCUGACCUCAGCGUGCAGCUGCCUUCUGCUGAUGUGAAAGUGCAGCCUGUCCAGCUGGGCGGGAAAGUCCCAGAGGGCCAGCAGCCUGAGGCAGAGCUGCCCACGCCACAGGCCUCUGCUGCUGGCCCGAGGGGACAGCUGCCCAAGGUGCCCAUGCCCAGCAUCAGGAUGCCCAAGGUGGGGCUCCAGGGCCCCCAGGUGGACAUCGGGGCUCCCAAAGUGGACGUCAAGGGAUCCAUGGGAGAAGUGAGCGCCCCAGAUCUGGGAGAGUCGCUGCCGAGUGUGGACGUGGACAUGCAGGCUCCUGGUGCCCAGCUGGAGAUGGACCUCUCCUUGGGAGACAAGGACGUGACCAUCAAAGACGGAAAAUUCAAGUUGCCCAAGCUCAAGAUGCCCUCCUUUGGGGCCUCCACACCCGGGAAGACUGUGCAGGCCACGGUGGGUGUGGCUGCACCAAAGGUGGAGGGAGACGUGACCCUCGGCUCUUUGCACGGGGAACUGGAGACCACUGACCUCAGCAUUAGGGUCCCCUCUUCUGAGCUGGGAGUCCAGCCUGCCCAGGGGGACGUGAGGCUCCCAGAGGCUCAGCUGCCGGACAUGGAGGUGAGUGUACCACAGGCCUCUGCAGCUGACCCGAGGGGACACCUGCCCAAGGUGCCCAUGCCCAGCAUCAGGAUGCCCAAGGUGGGGCUCCAGGGCCCCCAGGUGGACAUCGGGGCUCCCAAAGUGGACGUCAAGGGAUCCAUGGGAGAAGUGAGCGCCCCAGAUCUGGGAGAGUCACUGCCGAGUGUGGACGUGGACAUGCAGGCUCCUGAUGUCAAGAUGGAGGCUGAUCUGGACGUUGGAGAGAAGGCCGUGACUGCCAAAGACAGCAAGUUCAAGCUGCCCAGGUUCAGAAUGCCCUCCUUUGGGGUGCCCGACCCUGGCAAGAUCAAAGAGGCCUCGGUGGACAUGACCACAGCAAAGGUCGAGACAGACGUGACCCUCGCCUCUUUCCAGGGAGACCUGAAGACCACUGGCCUCAGCAUCCAGCUUCCCCCUGAGCCGGGAGUCCAGCCAGCCCAGGGGGACGUGAGGCUCCCAGAGGCUCAGCUGCCGGACAUGGAGGUGAGUGUACCACAGGCCUCUGCUGCUGGCCCGAGGGGACACCUGCCCAAGGUGCCCAUGACCAGCAUCAGGAUGCCCAAGGUGGGGCUCCAGGGCCCCCAGGUGGACAUCGGGGCUCUCAAAGUGGACGUCAAGGGAUCCAUGGGAGAAGUGAGCACCCCAGAUCUGGGAGUGUCGCUGCCGAGUGUGGACGUGGACAUGCAGGCUCCUGGUGCCCAGCUGGAGGCUGAUCUGGACCUUGGAGAGAAGGCCGUGGCUGCCAAAGACAGCAAGUUCAGACUGCCCAGGUUCAGAAUGCCCUCCUUUGGGACAUCCACCACCGGCAAGACCACAGAGGCCCCUCUGGACGUGACCACACCUAAGGUGGAGGCCGACCUGACGCUCCCCUCUUUCCAAGGGGAUGUCAAGACCGCUGACCUCAGCGUGCAGCUGCCUUCUGCUGAUGUGAAAGUGCAGCCUGUCCAGCUGGGCGGGAAAGUCCCAGAGGGCCAGCAGCCUGAGGCAGAGCUGCCCACGCCACAGGCCUCUGCUGCUGGCCCGAGGGGACAGCUGCCCAAGGUGCCCAUGCCCAGCAUCAGGAUGCCCAAGGUGGGGCUCCAGGGCCCCCAGGUGGACAUCGGGGCUCCCAAAGUGGACGUCAAGGGAUCCAUGGGAGAAGUGAGCACCCCAGAUCUGGGAGAGUCGCUGCCGAGUGUGGACGUGGACAUGCAGGCUCCUGGUGCCCAGCUGGAGAUGGACCCUUCCCUGGGACACCAGGACGUGUCCAUCAAGGACAGCAAGUUCAAAAUGCCCUCCUUCGUGACGUCCGCUCCUGGGAAGACUGUAGAAGCAUUGCUGGACAAGACUGUGCUAAUGGUGGAGGCCGACCUGACGCGCCCCUCUCUCCAGGGGGACCUCGAAACCACUGACCUCAGCAUCCAGCGCCCUUCCUCUCACCCGGAGACCCAGCCUGGCCAAGUGAGUGUGAGGCUCCCAGAGGGCCCACAGCCCGAGACAGAGCUGCCCCCGCCACAGGCCUCGGAGGCUGGCCUGAAAGGGCACGUGCCCAACGCGCCCAGCAUCACGGGUGCCCAGGUGGACAUCAGGAGCCCCAGUGAGGUAGCCCAGUGUGCCAAGGCUGAGGUGGGUGCUCCCGGAAUGCAGGUUUCACUGCCAUGCACAGACCUGGGCAUCCGCGCUCCUGGUGUCGAGGGCACAUCGUUGGGAGACAAGGAGGUGACCGUGAAAGACUCGAAGUUCAGGACGCCCAAGCUCCAGAUGCCCUCCUCUGGGGCGUCCACACCCGGGAAGACGGAGGAGGCCUCGGUGGGUGUGCCCACAUCCGCGGCGGAGACAGCCGUGGCCCUGCCCCCUCACUGCGGGGACCUCAGGUCCAUUGAGCUCGGCAGCCGUCUGCCUUCUGCUGACCAGGAGGUCCAGCCUGGCCAGCUGUGUGUGCAGCCCCCAGAGGGCCAGCCUCCUGGGACAGAGUUGUCUGAACCACAACCACAGGCCUCUGGUCUGAGGGGACACCUGCCUGGGGCACAGAUGCCCAGCAUCAAGGUGCCCAGAGUGGACCUCAAGGGCCCCCAGGUGGCCAUCACGGGCCUGGAGGUGGACAUGAAAGGUGCCAAGGAGGAGGUGAGCACCCCUGAUCUGGAGGCAUCCCUGCCCAGUACGGACGUGGCCAUCCAGGCUCCUGGGGUCAAGGUGGAGACAGACCUGGCCCUGGGCCGCCCGUUCCCUCCUCCGCCGUCCUCCAGCCGUGGACCUGUUUCCUCGUCCACUCUGGAAGGAAGCCUGGAGCACAUAGCUGCGGCUCCCUCCGCCGCCAGGAGCCCUGGGGCCGGCGCCGCCCUCCCCGAGGCCCGCGUUCCAGUGCAGGCUGAGACCCAGGCGCUGGGGAGCGCUGCCCAGGACAGCUCCGAGCGCCUCCCGGGCCCUGGCCACAGUCCCUUCCCUCUUGUCCCACCCAGCGCCUCGGCCACCUCCUCCGUUGUCCGCACUGCCCAGGCUCCCGGGCAGGUGCCCCAGGUGGCACUGCCCAGUGCUCCUUCAGCCAGUGUCGAUGUCACUGGUGGCCACGUCUCCACUUCCUGUGGGCACGUCAGACUCACAGAACACCAGGUGGCCCUCCCCCCAGCCACCCUGGCCCCCCCACCUCCUCAAGAUGCCGCUUUUGGGUCACAGGUCAGUGCCCCCCCUUCCAGCGUAGGAAGUUCUGCUGCCCCCCAGUGCCCAGGACGCGUCCCCACGUCCCAGACUGCUGGCCCGCUGCCCGCAGCGCAUGGUUGGGUGACUUUUCCUAAAUUCCAUAAACCGAAGUUUGGGUUUUCAAGCCCCAAAGCCACAGUCCCCGAGGUGGACCUGCGUGCAGAGGUGCGUGCCCCAGCCUUGCCUGCUGGGGACCCCACGGGGGCCGUGGGCGGCGUGGCUGGGGAGGGCGGGCCGUCUUCUCCGCCAGGCUCUGAGCUGCGGUCCUCGGGCGUCUCCGCAAGGGCCCCCAAGGGAGCCCCAUCCGAGGCCCCUGACCAGGAAGGCAAAGGGAGCCCCUUCAGAGCUCCCGGGUGGACGCUUCCGUCGCAGAGCCGGGCUCUGGAGCAGGACCGGGGGCCCACGGGGGACCCUGAGGGCAGCUGGGAGGACACGGACGCUCAGCCCAGGGGUCCGGGUUCCCACGCGGACACGCACGGGCAUCGGCCUCCAGAGGCGCAAGGCGAGAAGAGCAGGCGUGGGCUUCCCACAGCCAGGGCUUCGGAGGGGCAGGCCGCUGCGGCCCUGCCGAGCCCUGCAGCCAAGGGUGGCGUUGGCGCCACGGAAAGGGCCAGCAGCGCGGGUGGGGGCAGCAGCUCUGGCGCCUCGGGGGGAGGGGCUGUGAGCCGCCGUCUGCCCCAGGCCCGCUUUCCCAGUCUGGGCUUUGUCAAACUGGACCGCAGGUCCUCCAAGGCCACGGCGGAGGUGAGCCGGGCUGAAGCCAAGCCGCGUCUGCCCGCACACACUGCCGCUGCUGGAAGUGGCAGUGGAGGGCCUGGGCCCACUGAGGAGGGGACAGCCCCCCCAGGGGAGGACCUGCCCCAGCCACCCUGUGGGAAACCAGGUGCAGGCCUCCCUGGGGAGGACGCGCCCGCGGAAGCCACACCGGUCAGUGCACAGGAGAGCCGGUUCAAAAUGCCCAAGCUCCACGUGCCGGGCUUCAGGCGCACCCGGUCCAAGGACAGAGGCGAGGCUGCAGAGCAGGAGGCACCUGGGGGGGCGGGGAGCCCCCUCUCCGGGCCUGAGGCGCAGGCAGGCGCAGCCCCGCAGCCCCCGGACACCAAGGCCGGGGCAGCCGCGGCAUCCGAGGGCGUGUCCUCCGUGGGUGUCCCGCAGUGCCCGCCUCAUAGCACAGGUGUGAUGCUGUCCGAGAUCAGCACCCAGCCUGCCGAAGGCUCCCUGCCCCUCCAGGGGCUGGGCACGAGGCCGUCGGGAAGACAGGCAGAGGCCCCGGUGGAAAGCUGGCCGUCCCCGCCCCAGGGCCCCGUGAGACUGACGGCAUCGAGGACGGAUGUGCCGGCCCAGGUCUCCGUGGUGAGCACCCAUCAGCUCUGGCAAGAUUCCGUGCUGACCGUCAAGUUCCCUACAUGGAAGGGCCCGAGGUUCGCGUUCCCUGCCCCUGGCUCGGAGGCCGACGUGUUCGUCCCCGCGGUGCGGCAGGUGCGGGGCUCCGUGGCCGGGGCAGGUGAGGCUCUCUCUGAGGGGCGCGCCGGGCUCUGGGCGGCCAGCAUCCUGCCGGCAGCCACCGAGGUUUUCGGGGAGCAGCCUGUGUGCCUUGACCCCUCCUGGGGACCGCCCCCGAUUUCUCAGGUCAGGGUGCACUUCCAGAGGGCUCCAGCUGAGAGCCAGGGCAUGGUCCUCCGCAGUGGGGCGUCCCCAGCGCCUGCUGACCCCGUGGAGACUGAGGCCAUUUCCACUGAGAUUGUGCGUGAGUCAGAGAUCCCCACGUCCCGGGUUCAGACACCUUCCUACGGGUUCUCCUUGUUAAAGGUGAAACUCCCAGAGCGCCGCGCGCGGGCCGUGUGCACGGUGCCCGGAGGCUCCGAGGCCCCCGCUGCGGGAGGCUCUGUCUCCGGGGCCGUCCCGCCCGACUCCGCAGAACCCUUUGAGGCGGUGCCGUCCGGCGGCCACCCGCUGGGGCCGGCCGAGGAUGAGGAGCCGGCCGCUGAGGAGGACCGAGAGGCGGCCGAAGCCGGCGCGGCACCGCAGAAGCCUGGAAGUCAGAAAUCGGGCCUGUGGUUCUGGCUUCCACACGUCGGCUUUUCCUCUUCUGUCGACGAGACGAGCGCCGCCCCCGGAGACCCCAGCCAGAGCCCGGCUCCCGUCCAGACGCAGCCCGAGGCCCGGCCAGCCGCGCAGCCGCCGGGCAGGCAGGAGAAGGCCAGCUGGUUCCGGUUUCCCAAACUAGGGUUCUCUGCCCCGCCCGCCAAGAGCAGCCCCGGCGUGGGCGCGGAAGGCGGGGCGGGCCCCUCCGAGCCCACAGGCCAAGACGAAACCGUCGCCUUUUUUGACGCCAGAGAAAGUCUCUCCCCUGAAGAGAAGGAAGGGGGUGACCCAGCCGAGGCUGCCGGCGCCGGCCAGAAGGAGCCCACCAAGAACGCUGGCCGGGAGCCCGCACCCCCGGCCCAGGGAGGACCGGAGAAGGGAGAGGCCUGAGAGAGCUCUGCCCCGCUCCCCGUCCCCCUCCAGGCCGGGCCAGCACGUGCCCAGCUCCUCACAGCCAAGCCCCGCAGGACGUGGCUUCCACCACCAAGGCCGCGCUCAAACCCUGCUGUGCCCCUGAGGAGGGGCCGGGCGGCACGGGGAGGGUGGCUCUGGGCCUCGGCUGACCGUCCUGCGGGGGAGCUCCCUGCCAGCCACGGCGCCGUGGGCGGGAUGAGCCAGCAGAGGUGUCCGCCCCUGUGUCCACCAUCAGGUGCCCUAUGCAUGUGUCCAUUGCAGCCCAGUGUCUGACAGGCCGCUCGUGUCCCCGGAGGCUCCCGACGCUGUGGCAGGUCCCUUGGUGUGCAAUAAAGCCCGCGCUGUGUCCCGAGGGGUGCUGCUGGGGGCUUUUGUUCCAGGUCGGAGCUCGUCACUGUCCCCCGAGCUGACCUAAGUCAGGCCCGGGUGAUCCUCAGCCUGCGCGUCCCCGACCUCGUCCCCAACCCUCCCUGUGAGGCCCUGGGUCACAGCUGGAGGGGACAGGGGGGCCCUUGGCCGUGGCGAGGGGCCUGUCCUCACACGUCCUUGGCCGCAGUGGUCUCCUCGGGCCACAGCAAGCAAAUCCACGUGGGGGAGUGGAGUGCGCCAAGGUGUCUCAGGGCUUCUCAGCUGCCCAGAUGCCCCCGACCCCUCCUGACCCCCUCUGACCCUCUCCGACGCCCCCCCCACACCCUCUGAUGUCCCGUGACCCUGCUGGUCACAGUCGGGGACUGUGGGCCAGGGAGAAGGACCGGGCACACCCUUCCCUGUGGCUGCCACCCAUGUGAGGGGACACGGGAGCCUAUGGACAGUGCGUGCCGGUGGCCAUGCCCCAGGGAGCACUUGAGGCUGGGCGGGGAGCAGAGCCGUGCGGGCCUGCCUGGCCCCACAGAACUGUGUCCCCUCUGCUCCUGGGGUCCCGGCAGGGGGCCUCAGUGCUGGAGACCCCGGCCCCCUGCAGUUAGGGUCGCACCACGUCACCUCUGUGGGCGCGGCGCGGAGGUGCGGCUCUCACCACCGCAGCGCCUGCUGGGUCUCCAAGCCUCGUCCCCCGGGCCUCUUUGGAGGGCUCUGCUUUAGCGCAGGCCUUUGAGGCCACACUGAGGUCCUGGUCCCCGUCACAGCCCAGAGGAUGGGACUUUCUGGAAGGCGUUGUCAGGUGUGAACAGCAGGGGAGUGCCGGGUGCAGGAGCCAGAGAACAGAGCCCCACAGGCGAGAAGCAGAGCUGGGGGGCACUGGGCGUGUCCUGGCUGGUGCGGCCCCCACUGGGCUCCAGGCUGGACUCGCUGCCCAGAAACUGCUUCCUGUCCCAGGAAAGCGUCUCCACACCCUUCCCUGGGGGCCCCCACAGCUGGGGAGGGUGCCGAGGAGUUGCUGCCGCUACAGACCAGUGCCCGGGGGCAAGCGUCUGUCCUCCCAUAGGACAGCGCCCGCCAUGAGCCGCCCCAGCGGCACCUGCCAGGGGCUGUGGGCUGCAAGUCGGUGGACAUCCUGGCCGUGUGUCCUGGCCAUUGGGACACUGGUGGCCCGGCCUGGGAGAUGUGCCUGUGCCGCAGCGUCUGCCGCAGGAGCUGUCCCUGCGAGCCAGGCCAGCCCUCUGUCUGAGCCUCUGCAGGGACCCUGGCCCCCUCAGGAGGCCACCCUGAUGGCCUGCAGCCUAGAGCUGGGCUGAGAUCCUGGACGACCCCUUUCUGGGAACCAGACCCCACACAGGCACUGCCAGAGGCCCUCCCCCAGCCCCACAGGAAGGGCCUGACCCCUGCUCCCCCUUCCCCAAGGAGCUGGGUGCCCAGCUCUGGGUGGGGCAUAGGAGUGGCUGACGCUGUCUGGCCCGGUGAGGAACCGGUAGCAUGAGGCUCUUGGGCACUGUCCCGGGCCGGGUUCAGCCUGCAGGCAGCAGGUCUUGGGGGACUGUGUCCGUGAGGACGAGCCUGGGGAGGCCAGGCAGGCCCUAGCGUGGGAGCAGUGGCCCUGCUGGUGGCUGCCACCCCUCCCUGCUGCCCCAGGCUCCACCCUCAUUCCCCAGGCACACUUGCCCCUGAAGCUGAGCCCGGCAGCCAAGGUCGGGGCUCCGGGACCCCAACAGCAGGGCUGGGAGAUCCUUGCAGGGCUGCCUGGCCGGACUGAAACCACAUCCCUGGGACCUGGGGGCACCUGCGUGGGGUGUACCUGGCUCCAAGUGAGAGGAGGGGCACUUGCCACACGAGGCAGGUGAGUUCUGAAGCCACGCCCAGCACCUGAAGGUAGGCAGGUGCUCUCCACGCGGGGCAGCUGGAAGGGGCCGUGGAGAGGCAGAGGCAAGGGGCGGGGUCUGCGUCCUGCAGGGGCUCGGCCCCCUGCCACCUGCAGCGUGGUGACCAUGCCGUGACGCUGUCCCCAGGCCCCCUGCC
Molecule: messenger RNA, 12752 nt
Organism: Oryctolagus cuniculus (rabbit)
Lineage: Eukaryota; Metazoa; Chordata; Mammalia; Lagomorpha; Leporidae
Source: RefSeq, a predicted model, not a curated record